AGUUGACUUCAUUUAAUUGCUGGAGUUAUAAAUUUUAAUUUGAUUUCAGGCUAACAAGACAGACAUUCACUUACCUGUCUUACCAAGGAGAUCAGCUUAAUGCUGGGUUCUGAAAAUAACGCAAGCAGCAGCAGCGGGAUAACGUCAUCAGAUAUGCCACCCUUGCCUCAGUGCUUGCCACUUGAUCCAAUUAUAUUAGGCAAUCCAAAGUAUACUCGUUCUGGAGAGCUGAGGAAGGUUCUAGGUGUCCCCUUGGGAAGCACUUCAGAAGAUCAUUCUCUUGGUGUUCCACAUCAAAAACCCAUGGCCCCACUAGCCUCAGGGGAGCUAAAGCACUUCAAAGAAAGCGUGCAAGUUAACUCCAGAAAGGCGAGGGAUAGAGCAAAAAUGUUGCGGGACUCUAUAUCUAAAUUGGAUAAAUAUAGGGAGGAAUUAAGCUCAAAGAAGCGACAAAGAACUGAUUUUCCGAUGGACAGGGGAGGUGGAGUAAACUUAACAAAGAUGGGUAGCCAGCUUCAUAGAAAUUCUAGUGAUAUUCUAACUCAAAAAUCAGAAGCCAAGGCCUCAAGUUCUACACUGAACAAACGGAUUCGAACAUCUGUAGCGGAUGUGCGGUCAGAAAGUAGGUCUGCUGCUGCUAUGAGGCAGCAGGAUUGUAAUUUGAUUCAGACAGUUGGAGGGAGCUCAGUCCGAAUCGAAGAGAAGACUCGCAGAUUGCUUGCUGGAGGAGAAGGGUUAGAUCAUAAAAUAAAGAAGAAAAGGUCUGUUGGGGCUGUAGGUAACAGGGUUAUAGGUGGUGACAGAGAUGUAAAGCGAGCUACUCUUGCCAAGGCCAGUUCAGAUUUAAAAUUGCGGUUGUAUGAUCCUCAGGGUUUCAGAUCGAAGCCUCUUCCUGGAGCUUGUGGAAUCAACAAGUCUGAAAGUUCUUCAGAGCCUACUAAUUCAGGUGUGCGUACGAUGCUUGGGAGUGAGCAAGAGGGUGCUUCUCUUCACAGGGACAGCAUGCCUACUUUAGAGCAUAGAGUAGCUAAAGGAAACAACAGGGCAAACGCUCAGGAGGAUUGUCUGGCAAGUAGUCCGAACACGCUGAUUAAAAACAAGGUAUCCCGCGCACCACGAACAGGUUCAGUUACGGCUCUAGACUCUUCUAGUACUCAGCCUUCUUCUGGUUCUUUCCCAGGUUCAGGUUCUUCUAUACAUCCAAUGACCAAGUGGGUUGGUCAGAGGCCCCAUAAAAAUUCCCGCUCAAGAAGAGCAAAUGUAGUUUCUCCUGUUUCACGUAACAUAGAAACUCAGGUUUCAGCUGAAGGCUGUCCAACUCCUGAUUUUAGCGUUAGAACUUCUGCUGUUGGAAGCAGUGGAUCUCAGAUGGCUAGCAGUGUGGAUAACAGUACUAAAAAAUAUAAGAGACCAUCUGAUGAUAUUUCAUCUCCGUUUGGCUUAUCUGAAAGUGAAGAGUCCGGAGGUGGGGAAAACAAAAUAAAAGAGAAAGGAUUGAAUAAUAGUGACUUUACUCCGACAGCAGAAAAAGCUGAGGCUUUGAAAUUAAAGAUGAGGAAGAAUAAGAUUCCAAUCGAUGAAUCUGGAGAUUGUGUGCAGAGACAAGGAAGACUUGGAAGAAAUUUAUCCUUUGUAAGGCCAGGCCUUCCUUCAGGGAGGGAGAAAACAGAGAGUCUACCAAUAAUGAAGCCGCUGCAGAACAUGGGAUCUAAUGACAAGAGUAAAAUCAAGUAUGGCCGUCCUCCGUCGAAAAAGCAAAAAGAUCGCAAGGUUUUGACUCAUGUGGGGCAGGUUUUGGGCGAUGGUGCUAAAAAGUUUUCAGGUGAAUGUGAUGAUGACCGUGAAGAGCUAUAUCAAGCUGCCAAUUCUGCACGUAAUGCUGGCAAUCGUGCAUGUUCUGGUCCAUUUUGGCGUAAAAUGGAGUCUAUUUUUAGUCCUAUCUGCUUGGAGGAUUCAUCAUACUUGAAACAACAGGUAGCAACUAGCAACUGUGGGGUUGAAAUCACACAUUUCAUUGAUCAUAUAGCCUUGUGA
Messenger RNA from Neltuma alba, 2034 nucleotides. RefSeq lists its product as uncharacterized. Lineage: Eukaryota; Viridiplantae; Streptophyta; Magnoliopsida; Fabales; Fabaceae. The transcript is spliced from 10 exons. The record is from RefSeq and is a predicted model, not a curated record. The coding region runs from base 100 to 2034 and encodes 644 amino acids.